Cherax quadricarinatus is the source of this 4300-nucleotide messenger RNA. NCBI's taxonomy places the organism in Eukaryota, Metazoa, Arthropoda, Malacostraca, Decapoda, Parastacidae. The record is from RefSeq and is a predicted model, not a curated record.
AUGGCUGCUGAGACAAAUUCGAGAGUAGGAGAAUUCUUGACUUCAGUUAAAAAUAGCAAAAAUUUAUCUGUAACUGUAGAAUCUAGCUCACACGUACUUCCUCCUCCAUCCCCCAGCCCACAAGACCGUAGUAACUCUAACUCUGCUCGAAUGAAACUCUUUGAAGCUACACACGACGCCUUAGUUGUAUACUGGGCAGGACAAGUUCCAGACGUCCAUAGGAGAAGGCCAGCAGUUGUGGAGUGGCACGAGGAGUGUGAACUAGCAAUUCCAACUCAUGGCAAUACAGCUGCCCUUAGCUUGACAGUGUAUCAUCGCAAUGCUCUUGGUCUUGAUGAGUUCUUGGGGCAGGUGCAGCUUCCUCUCUCAGAAUUCGAUGUGUACGAGAGACCCAGAAGCAGAUGGCAUCGUCUCAAGGGAAAACCAGAAAAAGACCGUAAGAAAGGGGAAAAGGAGAGAGGUGACCUGGAGAUUAAAGUGGCAUUCACUGUUAAAUCAGGAUCACUUCUAGAUGUCUCCAAGAAAGAGAAGAAUAAAUCAAUUACAUCACUUAAGAAUUUAGGUGGCAGUUUGAUGAGCUUGGGAAGCAAAGAAAGAGCAAAUCUGAAGAGUUUUGCCAAGUCUGUCAGUCAUAAAAUAGACAAAAUUGCACAAAAACCGGGGAGAAAGAAGGCUCGAAAAGGAAGUCGGGAUAGUCAAGGUUUCCCUCAAGAGCUUAUGCAGUCUGGUCAGCGUGCUGGUGAUGCUGAUCCUGGUGUAAUUUCCGACAGUGAAGAUGACUUUGGGUUUGAUGAAGAAGUUAGUGUAAACACUCGACCCCGUAGUCCCACAGCACGUGUCAAGGGGCUCUCAGUUCGCGAGGAUGAGGGCAUGCGUCAGAAUGGUACUGACCGCCGCCUUUCUGAUACCAGACCGCCACCAAAGCCAGCUCGUGUUGGGGGGAAUGUUGUGGAAGUGCCCUCAAUAGCCCUGGAGUCCCCCAUACCAACACCUUCUCCCAAACCCCCCUCCCCACUUGGUAAACAUGAAGAGCCCACAACACCAGUAGCGCUCUCCCCUAAUUCUCCGCUUACCUUUUCAAACCUCACUCCCAUCACCUUAAUUAUGCAUAAUGAUGGCCAUUCAUCACCUGAGAGUGCUUCUCCUGACUCUGCUAUGACAAUGUCACUCACUAGUAGUGUAAUGACUAAGGAUACUAAUUCUUUUGUUAGUUUAGAGUCAUCAUCUCCUGAACCGGCACCACUGACCAAGAAAAUUUACCAUGCACCUGUUGCUCUACAGGACACUCUUCCUUUGCCUUCUGAACCUUCACCCCCACACAAGAAAGCUUUCCCUAAACCCAUUACAGUGAGGGACCCUCCCUCUCCUGAUCCUUUACCCCUGCACAAAGCUUUCUCUGAAUCUGUUACAGUGAGGGACUCCUUUACUACUGAGCCUUUACCCCCACAUAAAGUUUUCCCUGAACCUAUUACAGUGAGGAGCCAUCCCACUCAUGAGCCUUCACCUUCACAAAAGAAAGUCUUCCCUGAAUUUAUGGUACAGAACCCUCCCUCUCAUGAGCCUUUGCCUUCACAAAAGAAAGUUUUCCCUGAAUUUGUGGUACAGAACCCCCCCUCUCCUGAACUUUCACCUUCACAUCAACAAGUUUUUCAUAACCCUGUUGCAGUGAAAAAUCCUACCACUCCUGAACCUUCACCCUUUGAAUCUGUUGUUAUUCAGGAUGCCUCCCCGCCUGAGGCUUCACCCCCACGGAAGAAAGUUUUUCCCCAAUCCAUUCUUGUAAGACCCUCUCCUGAACCUUCACCCCCACAUAAAGAAUCUAUUCAUAAUCCUUUUGUAGCAUGGGACCCUCCUAUUCCUGAGCCUUCACCUGUACAGAGGAAAGUUAUUCCUGAGCUCAUUACUAUACAGGAUUCUUCCAAUUCUGAGUCAUCACUCUUGUGGAAGAAAGAUGUCCCUGAACCUGCUGAUGUGCAGAAACCUUCCAUUCCUCAGCUAUCAGCCUCACUCAAGGUCACAUUACCUGAGCCUGUUGCUGUAGAAGAUAAUUCUGUCAAACCUUUAAGAUCCACUAGUAAUAGUGAUACAACUACUGCAUCAUCCUCAGCUUCUGUAAAGCCUGAUCAAUCACUAACCAUUUCCUCUACUAAAACUCACCUCUUAAGUACUUUAUCUACACCAAAAGCUCGUGAUAGGACAGUCUUUACCUCCUCUCCCAUCCUGGAAUCCAAGACUCACACAGGAUCUGCUUUAGGAGCUUUAGCUUCAGCUUCUGCUAAGAUUUCCCUAGUGGAUACUGAUCUUAGCAUUCAGCCUCCUGUCUCAUCUAAAUCUAAAAAGAAUAAACCUGAACUAACUCUUUCUGUAUCUAAAUCUCCAAGCAGUCACAGUGCCCUAGGUGAUGCUGAUCUUGGAAGUCAAUCUCCUGGCACACUUGAAUCUAAAAAGAAUAAAUUUGAACCAACACUUUCUGUACCUAGAACUCCAAGUAGUCACAAUGGGAUUGAUGUGUCAGUUUCAUCAACACCGAGUACUCCCAGUGCUUCUGUAUAUAGCUUUGGCUCUGGCUUUGUCACACCCUCUACCCCAUCCACGCCCAAGGACAGUAGUUCCAAUCCCUCCCCUGCCCCAACCUCCCACAAUUCUCGGGGGACCCCCGGGCUGGCUGAGCGGCCCAGUGCUGCUGUUGUACGUUCUGGUUCCCUCCAUGAGAAGCCCACCACCCAGCCCAUCAUUGAUGAGUGGGAAAGGAAACUGUAUGGGAGGAAUGCUAUGGUUGGAAGCAUGGAAAAUGUGAAUCAUAGUGAUAGCCGGUCUUCUCUCAACACCUCUCUCUCUAACAGUUCCCAGGAUGUCACCCGCAUUGAUGAACAUGGAUCCAGAUUUCCUGAAAUUAAAGCUUUGCGGCUAGAGAAAAAAUCUCGGGAGGAGGGUGAUGAUGGAGAUAACAAGAAACGUCGAGGCAAAGGGGCAGGUCUGAAGGCUAAAUUAUUUGGAAACAGUCGUGAACGCGUUGGUGAGGAAGAUGGGAGAGUUGUGGAAGGAGGUAAUGAUCGUUUGCCACACCCCCCCACACAUCAGUCGAGACUACCACAAGAAAUACAUAAUAAAUUUGCAGGAAAGUCUCGAGAGGAUUUAUUGGAAAUGAUUGUGAACCUACAAUCAAACUUGGAGAAAAGUGUACGCCACACACGAGAUCUAGAGGACUACAUUGAUGGCCUUCUCCUGCGUGUGAUGGAGACCACACCCCAGAUACUUCAAGCUCCAGUCACCAAGAACAAAAAACUUAAAGUGUUUGGUCCCCACUGAAUAUACUGAAAGAUUGAAUGGGAAGUAAAGCUGCCCUCUUCCAGACUUUGUCCUAUUGUCUUUGAUGAAAAGAUGGCCAUUUUUCACAAAGGUCCACAUGGUCUUCCAGGUUAGUUAGCAUAUCUGGUAAGAAUUAGUGAGACAGCUGUUAGUUAGUAACACCAGUGAUAUAGAAUAUUGCACUUCUCUUAGAAAGUUGCAUCAUAAGGAUGUUUAGUUUUAUUGGUUGUGAAGUAGUACUGUUAAAGAAGGGUUUAUAAUCACCUGUUAAUUAUAGAGCAAGAAAAAACCCACUUACUGAUAUUUCAUGAAAAAGUAGAAAGCUGUUGGUUGAUAGUUGUGAUGAAUAUUAGUAUAUAGUGGUCAGUUUUAGGAGUGUCCAGGAAGUGGAAUAUUAAAAAUACUAAAAUUGAAAGGCAUUGUGAUGUUUUAUUUAUUUGAGAAUUUGAAACAUUCCUGUAAGUGCUUUUAUUUAAAGGUGUUAUAAUUUUGGUGGAAUAUUGUAUAUAUUUAUGCAGUACAGGACUACAGUUCAGCUUGCACAUUAAAACAGCACUUUUACUAAAUGAGUGUUGCUGGGUAAAUUUAUUAAUUUUUAUAUAGCAAAUAUUUCUCCUGGUGUAAUAUAUUCAUUCCCAAGUAGGUAAGGCUAUACAAAAUACAAUACUGAAUAUAUAAGUACAGCCGUUAACAUCCUGCAGUCCAUUUAGUAGAUUAUUUUUGUGUCUUAAGGUAGAUUUCGAUUUUUUAUAUAUUCACUUGCUGGCUAUAUAAUGUAUUUUCUUAACACUGUAAAGUAGCUUUACUGUAUAUUUAUAUAAUGAAGCACAUCAAGACAGUUAUUUUAACAGGAGAAAGCAUAUACAAAUGAGACGCUUACCACUGGUUUUAAAAUACAUUAUAAUAUUUAUUGACUAAAAUAUUACAUAAACAUGUUAUAAAAAUAAUCAUUACAGAUUAUAGUAGAUAUUUUUUUUUUUUUUUUUUUUUU